CUCUGUUUCAUUCCUAUAUAAACCAGCGACCCCCCACGGCGAUAAGAGCGGCGGUUGAAUUCUGCGACUGAGAGAGAAAACCGGCGGCGGAGAACCUGAGAUUGAGCGUGGGAGGAAGGCGGGGACACAUCGGAGGGAAGGAUCGCCGAGCAAUCGAUCUAUGCAAACAGGGAAAAUCGCUGCGAUCGUUCAGAUUAGGAGACGACCGGUGGUAGGAGAUGCACCUGAUUAUGAGCUGGUUUGAUAAGUUGCGUUGUUCUUCAAAUCUCAGCCGCAUCAUUGCCGGCGUUCUCAUAUUCAUGCUUUAUCAUUCAUUUCAAUUGAUCUCCAAUUUCCUGCUUCCUAUACAACCGUAAACAAACUCGUCAUCGGGCACCCAAGAAAGCGCGCGCUAGUUUUUUUCGUACGGUUUGCACGGAUCUUAUUGAGUCAGCUCAGGAAACGCAUCGAUCUUGUUUGUCGGCUGGUUUGAAAAUUUCAUGGAUCUCAAAGAUGAUGAUUCUAGAUCAAAUAGAAGUAUCUUUAAUGGCUCGUUUACCUCUCACAUUGAGAGGCAAUAUAGUCCUUCUCCAUCUGUAAUUGUGAUUGGCGGAGGUAUCUCAGGCUUAGCAGCUGCACACACCCUACAGAAUGCCUCUUUCAAGGUGGUGUUGUUGGAAUCAAGAGAUAGAAUUGGUGGGCGUAUUCACACUGACUACACAUUUGGUUGCCCUGUUGACAUGGGAGCAUCAUGGCUACAUGGGGUUUGUAAUGAGAAUCCUUUGGCUCCAAUGAUACGGCGCUUGGGCCUCAACUUAUAUCGUACAAGUGGUGACGACUCUGUGUUGUAUGACCAUGAUCUUGAGAGCUUUAUGCUAUUUGGCAUUGAUGGUAAGCAAGUUCCUCAACAGACAGUCGUUGAAGUUGGAGAAGCAUUCAAAAAUAUUCUCAAAGAGACCGAGAAAGUGAGGGAUGAACAUACACAAGACAUGUCAGUUCAGGAAGCAAUAUCAAUUGUAAUGGAGAGAUAUCCAGAACUGAGGCAAGAUGGACUUGCACAUGAAGUGCUACAGUGGUAUAUAUGCAGAAUGGAAGCAUGGUUUGCUGCCGAUGCAAAUUUGAUAUCUCUGAAGACUUGGGAUCAGGAGGAUGUACUUUCUGGUGGGCAUGGACUAAUGGUACAGGGUUAUUAUCCUGUAAUACAGGCAUUGGCUAAAGACAUAGACAUCCGUUUGAGUCACAGGGUUGUAAGGAUUGCAAAUGGGUAUAACAAGGUAAUGGUGGCAGUUGAGGGCGGGAGAAGUUUCAUAGCAGAUGCCGCUAUUAUUACUGUACCCCUCGGGGUUCUCAAAGCAGAUUUGAUAGAUUUUGAACCGAAAUUGCCUGAGUGGAAGGUUUCUGCUAUAAGAGAUCUUGGUAUGGGGAAUGAAAAUAAGGUUGCGCUUCGGUUCGACGAUGUCUUUUGGCCAAAUGUGGAAUUGUUAGGCAUAGUUGCACCCACGUCUUAUGCAUGUGGUUAUUUUUUAAAUCUACACAAGGCAACAGGCCAUCCCAUCCUCGUCUAUAUGGCUGCUGGAAGCUUAGCCGGUGAUCUUGAGAAGCUAUCUGAUGAGGCUGCUGCAGAUUUUGCAAUGUUGCACCUGAAGAAGAUGUUUCCCAAUGCAAGUGAACCAGUUCAGCAUCUGUUUUCACGGUGGGGGUCGGACCCGGAUUCACUGGGAAGUUACUCAUAUGAUGCGGUUGGAAAGCCAACAGAUGUGUACGACAGGCUGCGAGCCCCCUUAGGAAAUCUCUUCUUUGGAGGCGAAGCGGUUAGCAUGGAGCAUCAAGGGUCUGUCCACGGCGCCUACUCAGCGGGACUCAUGGCUGCGGACAACUGCCGCAGCCAUAUUAUCAAGAAGAGGCUUGGGAGACUGGAAAUGAUGCAGCUUGGCUCUCUCAGGGAAGACAUUCUUGAAACUGCAGUUCCCCUCCAGAUCUCCAGGAUGUGAUGUGAAGAAUUGCAUGCAAUCCAGCCCCACUACUACUACUACUACUACUACUACUUGUACUGGCACUUUAUAUGUGUAAUUGUUCAACCUAAUUGUUCCUAUGAUGAUACUGUGGAAUCCAUACCAAGAAUGAAGCUUUGCAAAUAAUAUAAAUCAUCAUGCCUUGUUUUUCCUUUUAUAUUUCUUGUGUAUUGGGUCAAAUGUGGCCAAAUGUGUGGAAUCCACUCAUUGAAAUUGAUUGAUGUCUAUUGAUAUUCUUAAAUCCCCAAACCCAUACCAAUGAGAGACAUCACAAAGUAUAAUUGCAUUGGUGGAUCAAAUUGCAACUGAAUAGCUUUGUGAUGUCUCCCUCCACCCCAUUAAAUUCUAACAGUUGGA
This is a messenger RNA of Cuscuta campestris, 2348 nucleotides long. The record is from the annotation of a GenBank genome assembly. NCBI's taxonomy places the organism in Eukaryota, Viridiplantae, Streptophyta, Magnoliopsida, Solanales, Convolvulaceae.